GGACAAACUUCCUGCCGUUUGCGGCGGAUCCCGGGCUGCCUUUUGGGUAGGUUUGACGCUGCGUGGAUAGGGUUGUAGGCUAGACCGGUGUCCGCCACCGCGGAUGGCGAGGGAUCUGAUCGGGCCGGCGCUGCCGCCCGGCUUCAAGGCUCGCGGGACAGCAGAGGACGAGGAGCGAGACCCCAGCCCUGUUGCAGGACCAGCUUUACCCCCUAAUUAUAAAAGCAGUAGCUCAGAGUCAUCAGACAGUGAUGAGGACAGUAGUUCAUUGUACGAAGAAGGAAAUCAAGAAUCUGAAGAAGAUGACACUGGUCCAAGUGCAAGAAAACAGAGGAGAACUCAGGAUGAUGACGAUGAUGAUGAAGGGUUUUUUGGACCAGCUCUUCCUCCUGGAUUUAAAAAGCAGGAUGAUUCUCCUCCCAGGCCUAUAAUAGGUCCUGCAUUACCACCUGGUUUUAUUAAAUCUACUCAGAAAAGUGACAAAGGCCGAGAUGAUCCAGGACAACAAGUAUCAUCAUAUUUCAACUAUGAGGAAACAGACAGCAGUGAAGAUGAGGACAUUGUUGGACCCAUGCCUGUAAAAGGACCAGUUAACUACAGCGUCACGACAGAGUUUGAAAAAAGGGCCCAGAGAAUGAAAGAAAAACUGACCAGAGGAGAUGAUCAUUCAUCUAAACCAAUUACAAGAGAGUCAUGGAUGACUGAGCUUCCUCCAGAAAUGAAAGACUUUGGUCUCGGGCCCAGAACUUUUAAGAGACGAGCCGAUGAGAAAUCUGGGGAUCGAUCGGUCUGGACAGACACCCCAGCUGACAGGGAGAGGAGAGCUAAGGAAACACAAGAAGCAAGGAAGUCAUUCAAUAAGAAGGAUGAAGAACAUAUAUUGUCAGGAAGGGAAAAGAGAUUGGCUGAGCAGGUGUCCUCCUACAAUGAAUCAAAAAGAUCAGAAUCGCUUAUGGACAUUCAUCAUAAGAAAUUAAAGACUAAGGCUGCUGAAGAGAAAAAUAAGCCCCAAGAACGAAUACCAUUUGAUCGUGAUAAGGAUCUCAAAGUUAAUCAGUUUGAUGAAGCUCAGAAAAAAGCCCUGAUAAAGAAAUCUAGAGAACUAAACACCAGAUUUUCACACGGCAAAGGCAGUAUGUUUUUAUAAGGGGAUUUCCCUGUGCAAUGAAGAAAAGUUGAAGAAUACUCUAUUAUCUGUCUGUCCACCUUCAUUCCUUUGUUUUGAGUUUAAGAUUGGAGAUUAUUUUAGUCUUAAAAACCAUACAAACUUACCUUGUGCUCUCCUUUACGUUGUCCUUUAAAGUCACGUGGAAACCUAAAGUCAGUAUUUCUUACGUGGAAUAGAAUUUCAUGUGCUUUUGGCUUCUGAUGAAGUGUGGGCUUUUCUUCAAGUAAUUAUUUUGAGGAUUUCCCCCCAUCUCCUAAUUUGUGUGACGUCUCUUAAGUACCCUCUAAGGUCUGGUCAGGACUAUCUGCUAAAUCUCCACAAGAGCUUAGACUUCCUUGUGAGAUACUAUUAACCUGCCCUGGAGUAAGUGUGUCAGGUCCUUGCAGUAAAUCCAUGAAUUGGAAGUUAUUUGUGUUUUCCCUCUAAACUUCAGCCAGUGAAUGCACAUUUACAAAUAGAGGGUUUGGAGGUUUUGUCCUGUUAACAUUUUGCUUGUUUGGGCAAACGGGGCUUUUUGUUUGUUGUUUGGGUUUUUGUUUUUUCAUUGGUUGGUUGGUUGGUUGGUUGGUUGGUUGGUUUUUAAGUCAGAAAGAGGGACCUCUGCAUUAUCUCAUGUGCUAAGGAAAAACUAUUUCGAUUUUUCCAACUUUAAUAAGUAUUUCUAGGGGAGGCAAUCUGAGGGACAAAAUAUGCCAUUAACCAUUAACAGUGUGAAGCCUAGGACUUGGUCUCUAUGGGUCUCAAUCAAAGCUUUCUAAGUCUUUGAACUUUGCUUUGAGAUGAUCUAACUUAACCCAUUUGUAUUUAACAGAUUUUAGCUAAUUUAUUGGGGACUGAUAUUUUAUAUCAAUCAUGAAUAUUUUUUUUAAAAAAUCAAAAUUAGCCCUGAAUGCAAAAAUAUAAAUGGAAACUCUAAUCAUAACCACUCUAAUGAGAGUAUAUUAGUUUGUAAUGCUUUAGGUACUGUUUCUUAAAAUGUCAAAUAGAGCAUUCUAAAUAGUUAAGGCCUAAAUCCAAGUCCUCUAAAUUAUGUUUUCUUACAGAGUAAUUCUAAUUGUUCACUAGUUCUGUGUCCUAGUUUUGAUGAAGUAUAAGGAGUUUUGUUUUCUGUGGGGAAAAAGAACACAAACCAGAGACUAGGUGGGAAGUGUGGGGUUUUAAUGGAAAAAAUUCUGAUUCCUAGGGUUUUUUUAGGCGUUAUGAAAAUUGAGUGAACUGUUCAGAUUAUGGCACAAAUCAGUCUUCUUUACUCUCUUAUAAUACCAGUGUAAGAUAUUAUAGCCUACUCGAGGAGUGUUGCUAUUAAAUAGAUGAAUUAGGGGUGCCUGCGUGGCUCAAUCAGUUAAGCGCUGGGCUUUGGCUCAGGUCAUGAUCUCACAGUUCAUGAGAUUGAGCCCCACAUUUGGGCUCUGUGCUGACGGUGCAGAGCCUGCUUGGGAUUCUCUCUCUCCCUCUCUCUCUGCUCCUUCCCUGGUCACACACGCGUGCUCUCGCUCUCUCUCAAAGAUAAAUAAACUUUAAAAAAAAAAAAAAAAAGAUGAAUUAUUCUCCUAAGGAAAUCGAAAAAGCUUCUUGUCUAAGCAAAAUUGAACUAAAGAUGUCAUUUUUAGUGGGUAAUGCGUUCUGAACACAAAACUUUGUGUAAAAGCAUCCAUUGCUCUCAUUUAAUUUGGUUAUAUUUUUUUCCUUGGUGAAAUGAAGAAAUGUUUUCCAGUUCCUCAUCCUUAAAUAAAUUUCUAACAUUAUGUCUUAGGGAAACUUGGUAUUUUUUAAAGUAAAAAUGUCACCAUUGGUUACUUAUUUUUCCUUGCUUUAUUCGUCUUAAAGGGAUAGGAUGUUUCUGUAUUGCAUAUUUGCUAUUUUUUUCUCUCACCCUUGAAGUGUCUUUGUCCUUAGCAAAAGGAAGAAAAACCUUUUCUUUCUGCAUAAUGCCUUCCAUAAGUUGCCAGCUUACUGCCGCUUUAGAUGUAAUGCUCUUUCAUGCCACCUGAGGACAAUUUUAAUAAAACAUAAGGCCAGACCAGAGGGUUUUUUGUCCCUCUGAGAGAUUAAGCCCAAUAUAACAACACUGAUAAUAAAAGAACAGAGUUGCUAUUUACACAGGAUACAAAGGUGCUCAUGUCAGCCCCUCCCCCUUCCAAAAUGGUAAAAAGCCUAAUUAAAUCAAGUCUCCAUCCAUCUGGAGGGAAAUUGGCAUUGUUGACAUCUUCUAGUAAGAACUUUUUAAUUACCUACAUUUCUUGGUCAAGUUUUAUAGAACGAUGAUGUCUUUUGAAACUUAAAAAUGAAGAAGAGGGGCGCUUGGGUGGCUCAGUUGGUUAAACGUCUGACACUUGACUUUGGCUCAGGUCAUGAUCUCACGGGUUCAUGAGGUUGAGCCCUGAGUUGGGCUCUGCGCUGACAGCACAGAGCCUAUUUAGGAUCCUCUCUCUCCCUCUCUCUGCCUCUCCCCUGCUUUCACGCACAUGUACACACGCUCGCUCUCUCUCGCUCUUUCCUCUCUCUUCUCUCACAAGCUCUCUGAAAAUAAAUAAAUAAACUUUACAAAAGAUGGAGAAGAAAAAAGCAAUACUAAGUUCAAAAGGUGAAGCAGAUACUCCAACUUUCUUUAUUGUUGAAGGUGAUAUCUAAGUUCAGUGUAUCUGAAAUUAUAUGAUUUUUGUCUGCCUGUAUAAAUUGUCAUCUCAGAUAGAUUUAGUUGCUUCCACUAGUGACCACAAAAAAAAAAAAAAAAAAAAAAGCCAUGGUCUUACUAAGAGUUUUUAAUCGUGUUUGGAUGUAGCAACCAUUUGACAUUUAAUUUAUCUCUUGAAAUUUUAAUGGUUCUAUGAAUUAACGACUUGUUUUAGAAGUGAGGUUGAGAUUUACCUGGUACUGAGGCUUACAUGCUCCAGAAUAGAUUAAUACUUAUUCUAUAAAUUAUUUGGUCCCCAAACAUUAUGACACUUUAUAUUUCUUACAUAGGGUGGAUAAUGUUAAUAUUAUUACUCAGAAAUGUGUGAUCUUGGGAGAUAGUUUUCUAACUAUUUACAAGAGUCCUUGUCAUGUCUCUUUCACUUCUUCCAUGGUACUAAGUAUUGUUAGAAAACAAUUCGCUGUUAAUGUAUCUGAGAAGAAGAAUUAACAUAGAGAGAAGUGGUCAGAGAUAGUGCCUGUGCUAACAUUAAUGCCAAAUCUCCUCUAUCAUGAUAGUAAUUUUACUUUGGCCUUGAAUGGCAUCAUGAGAUUUAAGUAUGCAGUUAGAGGUCAUGUAUUUCCUAUUAUAGGACAGGUGUAUGUUUUUGUGGCUUAAAAAAUUGUUUAACUGUGACUGUAUUAUGUACAAAAUCAAAGAGCUAUACACUGCCUCUUUGAAUCUUUUCAUUUUGAGCUUAACAAUAAAAGACUUUUUAGAAAAGAAUUCCUGAUGUAUAAUUUUUUAUGUACAAAUAAAGUUUCAUCUAUAUCUCA
Molecule: messenger RNA, 4618 nt
Organism: Neofelis nebulosa (Clouded leopard)
Lineage: Eukaryota; Metazoa; Chordata; Mammalia; Carnivora; Felidae
Gene: GPALPP1
Product: GPALPP motifs containing 1
Exons: 9
Coding region: 104-1147 (347 amino acids)
Source: RefSeq, a predicted model, not a curated record